AUGACCACCAUGACCAACAACCUAGAUACACCCUGGGUGGCUCACGGCUCAGAAGAAAUCGAGGAGGCAGACGAACCACCCGAGAUAAACUUCAAGAAGCAGCAGUUCACCUCAAACGACUUUCAGCGAACCACCAUUCGACCUUCCACCGAGAAGAAGUCCUCCUUGUUGACCAAGGCCAUCAAUGGAAACUCGGAUGACGACCUGUACAUUCCCCAGAACACCACCAACACUCGGCAGCGACGCCGCUCUCUCGUCAGCAACAUCAGCUUUGCCUCGACCGCCGAGCUCACCAGUGAUACUGGAUUCACCAGUCCUUCUCGCCCAAGCACUCCUAGCCCACCUCUUGCCGACAUGGCUAUGCUUCGCCUGCACGAUGAGCGCGCCCCCGUGCCGACUCACGUUUCUCUUCUAGGUGCCGCUGUUAAGUUGCAGCAGGGAAAGACUGAGGAGCCCAAGAAGCGAUCUAUUCAGUUUGCAUGUGGUGGCAAGCCUACAGUACCAGUGCAACCACCUCGAUCUCAGCCCAUGGAGAAGGCCCCUUCUGCCCAGGAAGCUCCCCGCAAGUCCUGUAUCAAGUUCGCUUGUCCAGCUCGACCCGCCUCUACGCAAAACACCCCUCCUCGCUCCAUUGGAAUUAACACAAACCGCAAGGAUGCCACUCCCAAGGCAGAGUCACCAUCUACUCCCAAGCGAAGUAUCGCUUUGUCUGCACCUCGACAAAUUACUCCCCGCAGACAUUCCAUGUCCCGCCCCAAGUUCCUCCGUGCCGACUCUUCUGACCUCGCUACGGAUAGCUCCCAGUUCCACGAGUUUGCCAGUGGUACCACCCGCGAGGACGAUUGGAUCCGACGUGACAGCACUGCAGUCGCAGUCAAGCUGACCAUCAAUGACACUCUGGUCAAGGAGAACAACAUCCGACGUCUGGCUACCGAAGCAGAGCAAGAGGCCGAGGAAGAAGAUGAGCUUGAUAACGACGACGAUGCAGAUGUUGACGACGAGGAUGAGGAUGAGGACGACGAGGAUGGGCUUGACGUUGAUCUCGACGAGGAUGACGAAGAAGAAGACGACGAGGAUGAUGAUUCUGAUGGUUACCAUACCGACGAGGAGACCGGAUUUGCUGAUUCUGAUGACGACGACGAGGACGAUGACAUGCGUCUCUGGACACCUGGUGCCAAGUCUGUCGUUCACAUUGGAUCUGGUGCUACUUUGAUGCGUCGACCUUCUCUCCAUGAGAUGCAAUCUGAUUCAUCAAUUGCUACCGUGAACAGCCAGCGAGCUAGCCGCCGUUCCAAGCGCGUUAGAUACGCCGAGGAGGCCCCCGAUCUUCCCGACAGCACCGAUUUUGUUUGUGGUACCUUGGAUGAAGACCGCCCCCUUGAAGAAGCCUAUCUCUCGUGCCUCGCAGCUCGACGAAAUGAGAAGCUCCGUGUCAUCCCUCAAGACAUCGACCCCAGCUUCCCAGCUUCGGAGCCCGAAGAAGAGAAUGAUGGAGAGAUCUUCAACCCAGUCCACCACGAAAGUGACGCCGACGAGUUCUUCGGAUCUAUGGAAGACUUGCACCAAGACCGUGAUCGUUCCCGUCGCCGACGCAAGAGCGAGCACGCUUCUCCCAAGCGAUUCCGCUCACCCCCUCCUAAGCGCCUUCAUUCGCCGCCCCCCAAGGUCCGGGCUCGUUCGCCUAAGCCACUCUUCAGCCGUCAAUCCCCUCGCAGAGCAAAGUCCCCCGCUCCCAUGCGCAAGCCCAUUACUACCCCUCUCGGAUCUCCUCGCUGCGGCCAAGUCAACUUCAACCUUGCUGGCCGUCCUGGUCUUACCCACACCAAGUCUCUGCCUCGUGGUGGUGCCAUGUGUCACCAGCGAAAGCACCCCCGCAACAAGAUGACCCACGACAACGAUACUCACAUUCGUGGUGCCAUUGACAUUGUCAAGGGCUUGGAGAGCAAGCGUCAGCGACGUAAGGAGAAGUUCCACCAGAAGUACUGCAACCGCGCCCGUCGUGGCAAGAUCCCCGAGCCCAAGCCCGUUCCUGGUCGCGGUACCGAACGUAUGCGAGAGCUCGGCCUUCUGAUGGCUGGCAAGAAGGACCAAACCAACUACGUCCUUUCCAUCUAA
Molecule: messenger RNA, 2115 nt
Organism: Fusarium venenatum
Lineage: Eukaryota; Fungi; Ascomycota; Sordariomycetes; Hypocreales; Nectriaceae
Source: RefSeq, a predicted model, not a curated record